CUUUAUGUUGGUAAACUGUAAACUAGCAACUAAGAUCUCAGUUCAUGUCAAUGUAAUAUUUAGUGUUGUAGAAUUUUGUUCUUUUCUUUUCAACUGUAACAAUGGCGGACAAGGUAGCAGCAAAGCCUGCAGAGCCAAAAAAAUCACCUGCAGACCCAAAGAAAAAAUUACCUGCAGUUCCAGAAUCGGUUCUAAAACAUCGUAAACGAAGAGAUGCGUUACGUGCAGCCAAAGUAACACUUACUGUACAACGACGUGCUAACUAUAUCAAGAAACGUAAACAAAUCUUCAAACGUGCUGAGAAAUAUGUUAAAGAAUAUCGUAUUAAAGAACGUGACGAAAUCAGAUUAAUUCGUCAAGCUAAAAAUAGAGGAAAUUAUUAUAUUCCAGGCGAAGCUAAAUUAGCUUUUGUUAUUCGUAUUCGUGGUAUUAAUCAAGUAGCCCCAAAAGUACGUAAAGUACUUCAAUUAUUCCGUUUGAAACAAAUCAACAAUGGUGUAUUUGUUAAAUUGAACAAGGCUACCAUUAAUAUGUUACGUAUUUGUGAACCAUAUGUAACAUGGGGUUAUCCAAAUUUAAAAUCAGUCCGUGAAUUAAUCUACAAACGUGGUUUUGCCAAAAUUAAGGGACAACGUAUUCCAAUUACAUCAAAUACAAUUAUUGAAAGUAAACUUGGUAAAGCUGGUAUUAUUUGUACUGAAGAUUUGGUUCAUGAACUUUUCACCGUUGGCAAAAAAUUCAAAUAUGCAUCAAACUUUUUAUGGCCAUUCAAAUUGAACACACCAACAGGAGGAUGGCGUAAGAAGACAAAUCAUUAUGUUGAAGGUGGUGAUUUCGGUAACCGAGAAGAUAAAAUUAAUGAAUUAUUGAGACGAAUGGUUUAAAUGUAUCAAAAAUCUUUUUAAUAAAUUAAAUAUUAAAAUUA
Messenger RNA from Chrysoperla carnea, 925 nucleotides. It is a transcript of the gene RpL7, whose product is annotated as 60S ribosomal protein L7. Gene Ontology annotation, molecular function: RNA binding; structural constituent of ribosome. The transcript has 4 exons. Gene Ontology annotation, biological process: maturation of LSU-rRNA from tricistronic rRNA transcript (SSU-rRNA, 5.8S rRNA, LSU-rRNA). Bases 102 to 884 code for a protein of 260 amino acids. Lineage: Eukaryota; Metazoa; Arthropoda; Insecta; Neuroptera; Chrysopidae. The record is from RefSeq and is a predicted model, not a curated record. Gene Ontology annotation, cellular component: cytosolic large ribosomal subunit.